This is a messenger RNA of Suillus fuscotomentosus, 885 nucleotides long. RefSeq lists its product as uncharacterized. The record is from RefSeq and is a predicted model, not a curated record. Bases 103 to 690 code for a protein of 195 amino acids. The transcript is spliced from 3 exons. NCBI's taxonomy places the organism in Eukaryota, Fungi, Basidiomycota, Agaricomycetes, Boletales, Suillaceae.
UCAACAACCCUAAUAAUAAGGCUUAUUAGCUGGGCAACUUAGGUGAGCCACAUAAAUAUUGCAGCGCGUGAGGCACUCAACGAUACGCAUUAGAUACCCACAAUGAUUUUGCUCACUCUCUCCACUGAACAUGUUCGCAAUACCGUCAUCACCAACGAGCAAGGACAAGUUAUUUACAAGACAGCCACUCCGUCCAGACUAGUUGGCACUCGCACCACGACCAUUCAGAAAAUCAGGCCAAACGAUAACCAGGAACAUAUGCGCGACCAGUUCGAUGUCUUAGGAGAGAUCGAGUGGCACACAUUUGUUUCCUCGAAGUUUCGAUCCCAUGGAACUGAAGUGAAGACGGAGGUGUUUAUACCGAAGAGAGGCCUAUGGGGUCGGAAGCGUGUCUUCACAGGACCAGAUGGCCGUCCCUAUCGCUGGGACCUCACGUCCAAAGUGGUAGUUCUCUCGCGAGACGAUAAGCCUCGGACAGAGGUCGCUCGCUUUCAUAGAGCGACUCUAGGAAUUAUAGGAAGGAAACGUAAAGCCACGUUGGAAGUAUCCCCUGAAGUGGCUCAUAUGAUGGAUACUGUCAUCAUGACGUUCAUCUAUGUGGAGCAACUCAGGAAAGACAAAGAAGAAGCCUCGAGAAGAGCCGCAGUCUCGAAUGCGAAUGCACGCUAUCAAAUGGGAUUGAGAAAUUGAAGUGUCGUGUUAUGAUUGAUACCCUUUAUGAUAACUAAGCUUACUUACCAGUAUUAAUACGAUCUGUGGGAAGAUGUUCAAAAUCUGGCCAAGUCUAGGACUCUAGGUCUGUUUUGAUCCGCACACUCCGGAGGUGUAGUGAUAUGAUUGAAUCAACAAUCAAUAUUUCAAUCAUUCCUUACGCCAGCGGUGGUG